Messenger RNA from Malassezia globosa CBS 7966, 936 nucleotides. RefSeq lists its product as uncharacterized. Lineage: Eukaryota; Fungi; Basidiomycota; Malasseziomycetes; Malasseziales; Malasseziaceae. The coding region runs from base 1 to 936 and encodes 311 amino acids. The transcript has a single exon. The record is from RefSeq and is a predicted model, not a curated record.
AUGUAUGAGGACCGUCGAACAGCUUUAAUAAAGCUUGCUGCUGAUGGAGUGCUUGAUUCUCAUGCACCUGAAGAGUCAGAGCCUCAACUUGGUUCAAGCUACGCUCCGCAAGGAACAACACAGGUCGCGUUGACAGCUGACAAUCUAGAGCAGAUUCCCGAGGCGGAGCAUUUAGCUCCAGGAAUUCGCCUAGAUGAGCCCAUACUCAAUGAAGUACUGUGCGAACUUCGUAUUCCUGUACCUGAAGACGCUUCCAAAUGCAAUCAAUCUAUCUUUGGCCUAGAGCACGAGCCAGUGGAGCAAGAAAGUGUACCGCCUGAGCUUGAUCCGCGCACAUCGGAGUUUCGUCCCGGAAUUCCGAGUGCCGGAUCUGUGUUUUCUGUAGCUGUGCAGCCCGGUUCACCUAAAAGCGUUACCCUGGAGUCUGGCGAUAGGACGCAUGAUCUCUCUGGUGUGGUCACCUCUUCACAGAUAUCCUCUCGUAUGGAUUCGUCUAUGGGUGAGAGCGUAUCUAAUUAUCGCUUUACGACUCCUUUCCGGCCUAUGAGCAUUGGGACGGCGAGCAGCAGUCGGGCCAAUUCUGUCAGCGUGGCGAACUCUGAAGCUGGGAGUAUCACUAGCGAUGCAACGCCCUUCAACGCCGAAGUUCGGGAGCAAGAAUUUGCUAUAGAACAGCAGAGGAUGCGGGAACGCGCAAUAUCCGGUGGCGAGCUAGGGAUUGGUGGCCCUAUACCUCCCCAUGUUUCUCUUCCACAAGUAAAUAUAUCCCUACCUCAACGCACUUUUAGCUCAUCUGCAACCAUUGGAUCGUCGCCUGCUACAUCAGUACGCGAUGGAGAUCCGGAAAUUCCCAGUUCUCCAACGGCAAACAAAUUUCGGAGGGUUGUUGACUCACCCACUCCGAUGGAGCGACAGAAUAAUAACCAACUCAUUUAA